AUGACGCCUAAAGAGUUUGUGGGCCCUCCGGCUUCUACUCAAAAUGUGCUUCGCCUUUCCCAAGCUGCAGCGCAAGUGGAAUGGAUGCAGCAGCAGCAACAACAGCAGCCGACGCAGCAUCCCCAACAGCCACAGCAGCAACAGCAGCUCAAGCAGCAGCAGCCGACGGAGGUUGAUGCCGAUGAUGUUGAACUUCAGCGCGCAUUAGAAGCGUCUCUUCGAGAAGCGGCAGCUUCCCCAGAGGCGCUCUCUGCUGCUGCGCCUCCCUCACCGAGACAGCUCUCGGAAGCUGAUUUUUUGUCGUUAUUGCCAGAGGGAGACGAUUUGACUGACUGGUUGGCUCCUCCGCCUCCUCGGAGCAGCUGCAGCAACUCCUUUCCGCUGAGCAGCAGCAGCAGCCACGACACUGCCAGCAGCAAGAAGCUUCCAGAGGAUCGCUUCGUGGUGCCUCCAGAGUGGAUCUCAGAGGAGGAACGGAGAGGCUGCUGCUGCUGCUGCAGGCUACCCGACAGCUGCAGCAGCACUCCGAGCAGUCCCUCUGCUUCCCCGAAAGAUUUUCCAAACCGAGCAGCCGCUUUUCCCCUCGAGAGGCAGCAGCAGCAGCAGCAGCAGCAGCAGCAGCAGCGAUGGAAGUGCUGUGCCUGCAUAGAUGGAUCCUUGCAGACGGGAAGCCUUACGCAGGAAGAACAACUCGCCAGUCUGGAGGCGUCAACGCAGCCUCUCGAACCGCAGCGACUGCGAGAACUCUUGCUGCUGCUCGUUGGGGAAGGCAGCGAGAGACAAAUUGCAGCAGAAGACUUCAGCAGAUGGAUGGAUCAUCCGAUAGCUUUCGUUGCCGAGUGGCCAAAGGCUUUGCGUAGCUGCACCGCGUUGACAGGUAGUGGCGCAUGGGGAUGCAGGGAGUGGGGGCUUGCUCAAGUGCAUGGGGGUCCUUGCGGUGUCUUGGCUGCACUGCAGUGUUUUGUUCUGCGAUCGCUUCUUUUUUCUAGCGCUCGAGCUCGUCGGUGUCAGCGGCAUCUCCACCAGCCGAAGCAACGCGCGCGGCAGGGGCUGAGAGGGCUCUACCCCUGCGCGUUGCUGCGCCAGCACGCGCUGGCUGAGGCAGUUUCUGCCGUCUUGUUCCAGUGUACAGACACCUCCGUGUACACCGUAGCCGUAGUCUCGUGCGGGCCGUCCCCCGCAACUCGGUCGGCGGCGUCAGCAGCAGACAUGGAUGCAAUGCAGUGCUACACCCGCGAGAUCGUUGGCGUUGAAGAGGUCAUGCGCUUCUACGCAGCCCACUACCGAGUGCUGCUUUCUGCUCCAGGUGCAGCACUCAGCCUUCUGGCUUCAGUGGUCCUCACGAGGGGGCCAAGAAAGGUUCGGAAUGACAUGGACCCGCCUGCGCGUCCGCUGCUUGGGGUGUAUGGACACUGCGCCCAAGAGGCGCUGAACCUGCUGCUGCAGGGAGCAGCCAGCAGCAAUGUUUGUGAUGGCUCAGCGCUGCUUGGAGAGGCCUCUCUCGGAGGGGCCCUCAAGAGGCCGGUUGUAGGCUUUCUCUCGGAGAUGGAAGUGCUCCGCUACUGCGAAGUCGGCAGCCGCUUCAAGAGUCCCCGUCUUCCUCUAUGGGUGAUCGGUAGCGGCAACCACUACACAGCGCUUUUUGCCACGGAUCCUGCUGCUGCAGAAUUACCUUCAGACGCUCUGACUGAGGCGGAAGCGCGCUGGGCCUUUGAGCUCGCAGAUCCAGGGAGAUCUUUGCUCUUGCAGCGAGGAGAUAUCCCUCAGGUGUUGAGGGCUCUGGGCUUGUCGGAAUCUUACGAAUCGCGAAUACCGAGUGCGGACGAGGUCGUCCUCUAUACCGACUGGCUGCAUUGGUACAAGGGAUAUAAAGCAAAUCAAGCCAUUACCAACUCGACGAGCCCCGUCGAGCCGCCAGAAGCCUUCCACGUCUUCCUGUACGACGGGCAGAUACCCCCAGGCCCUGGUGUCUCCGCCUUCCUCGUCAACACGAAAGGGACGGGUGCUGAGGGGCCCCAGGCGGGAAGCCUGGGGCCCCUCCUCCGCACACGCUGGCCUGCCGCUUCCGUGCGCAGUGUUGCCUUGUAG
Molecule: messenger RNA, 2088 nt
Organism: Cyclospora cayetanensis
Lineage: Eukaryota; Apicomplexa; Conoidasida; Eucoccidiorida; Eimeriidae
Product: ubiquitin carboxyl-terminal hydrolase MINDY-3
Exons: 10
Coding region: 1-2088 (695 amino acids)
Biological process (GO): protein K48-linked deubiquitination
Molecular function (GO): K48-linked deubiquitinase activity; cysteine-type deubiquitinase activity
Source: RefSeq, a predicted model, not a curated record